Molecule: messenger RNA, 2708 nt
Organism: Ceratina calcarata
Lineage: Eukaryota; Metazoa; Arthropoda; Insecta; Hymenoptera; Apidae
Exons: 3
Coding region: 154-2514 (786 amino acids)
Biological process (GO): mitotic cell cycle
Source: RefSeq, a predicted model, not a curated record
UUGGUUAGUGGCUGUUGUUCGUGGUCAUAAUUUGCAAUAAUUUUAUAUAAACUGGUCUAGCUGUGGCCAAAUUUUCAAAAUAAAGGCAUGAGCACUCGGGAGCUGAAUUUGUAAAGUUCCAUAAUUACAAAAUGAAAAGAAUAUGAAACACAAAUGAUGAAAAACAAAAAGAAGAGGUUUGAUGUUCUCAGUGCAAAUACUAGUUAUAGGCGUCCACGAAGUUCAUUGAAAGUGAAUUUAAGUUGUGCUUCAAACUUAACAGAUUCUGGGAAUGAUUCACUUGACUUUGAUGUGAAUAAUAUAACUUCUUAUGGAAUUCCAUUGAAAAAUGUCAGUAUUGUUUUAGAAAGAAUAGAUACAAAUAAAGAAAACAAAUUGGUCGAAACAUCUGUAACGUCAACGAUAAAACCUAAUCUUUCAAGUAAUAAUUCUUUAAAGAAUAGAUUGUCUACCAAAAUAGCGGACGCUGUGGAUAUAAUUGAACAUAAUAAUGGAAAAAAUGAUACAAAUCAAGAUAUUUGUAAUACACCAAAAACUACAUGUCGAAAUAAGAAGUUGAAAAGAACAAAUGGUCUAGGAAUAUUAAGAAAGAUUUAUGAUCUAGAAGAACAUUUGAAUGUUUGUGAAAAUGUUAAUUUGGUAUCUCAUGUUUCAAAAGAAUUAGCACAAUUAAGAAGUAGAAUAAGCAAUGAUAACGAUCCUAUGUUGAUGGAAAUAGAUGAAAUACCGUGUAGUUCUAAGGAAACAAAUAAUGACAAGCUCGAUUGCUCCAUCAUCUGUAGAAAUAGAUUGUCUCAAUCUUCUAUUUUAAGCAUUUCUGAAAGUGCUUUCACAGAAGUACCAAUCGGCUGUUCUACUAUGAUAGAUGAUAAUGUAUCAGAUGAAGAAGAUAAUGAGCAUCCUGCUCAUACUUCCAUACAGGAAGUAUUAAGAAAUAAUUGUCAAUCUAAUCACUUAAUCCGAGUACCUCAACAAGUGAGUGACGAAUUAGUAGCUCAAUCUGUGUAUGGUAAAGAAACAGUAGCAAUUGAAACAGACAGUGUAAACACAGUGAGAACUUCUUUAAAUGUUAAUACGUCUGUUGAUGUAAUAAACAGUAAGAAUAGCAGUAGAUGUAAACAAGAGGAUUCCAAAAAUGGUAUUAGUAAAAAUAAACGAAGAAAUAGGCAUUCAAUAGUUUCAAGCCUUAUGCAAGAAAGUACGGAUACCGUUCGUACUUCAUUACAAAUGAAUACGUCUUAUACUUCAAAUCAAUUGCAAAAUAAUAUCAAUAUUGAUACAACGAAAAUUUCUACAACAGAAAGUAUAAAAAUACUAGAUUUCUGUGAUGCUAACAAUACAGGGAAGAACAAUUUGGAUGACCAAAGAACAAACAGUCAUAAAAGAACGAGUCAGGAUGAAGUAACUUCAGAAAAAAUUGAUAGCAACUGUAAUGAGAAUGGAACAACUACCUCAUCUUCCAUUGUCAAUGAAACUACUGAUAAAAUUGAGACAGAAAGGAAUGAAAAUAUAAAAGAUUCAAUAACAGUACCUAAUGCAAAGAAAGGUAAAAGAAAACUAUUACCUCUGCAUGAAUGUUCAAAAUUAGUAUCAUUUACUCCAGUACAAAACGAAUGCCCAUUUCCUCGUUCAUUAACAUUUAGAAAACAAUUCAGGGAGAAGAAAAAUAAUAAAUACAAUAAAAGUAAUUCUGGUAACACUGGAGAACGUUCUAUGAUAAAAAAGAAAAAAAGUCAUGAUAAGGAAAAGAAAACACAAAGAAAACCGAGGAAAGUAAUCAGUAAAAAGAUUAUUGUUAAAAAGAUCGCUGAUAAAGACAUUUUAAUGAAAUUAAGUGAAAAUACGGAGAAUUGUAAACCGGAAAUAGCAAAUGUUUGUGCCCCAAAUGGGAGUUCAAACGAUUUUCAAUCGCGGAGAGUAUCAAAGAAGAAACGAACGCAAAGAUUAUAUAUCGUUACAACAGGCUUAUCUAACGAUUUUAAUUAUCAUAGAUGUUCGUCAUGUUCUUAUAGAGAUAAAAGUCUAGUUAAAAGCGUCGUUCGAGCUCUUGGUUCUGCAAAGAUUGAGCCAAAUGUUACAAAAAAUACAACACACGUAGUAACGACGGGCGUGCGAACGAUAAAUCUAUUGCAUGGCAUAAUAAGAGGCUGUUGGUUGGUCGGCCUCGAGUGGGUUUUAAAGUCUUUAGAAAGCAAAGAAUGGUUAAUACCAGAAGAUUAUGAGAUGGCACAUUUCUCGAAAGCAGUAUCGGAGAAUCGUAAAGAUAGACAACUGUUUGGGAAGUCUUAUAUACCAGAGUUGUUCACUGCUUGUGGACCCAUGUACAUUGAGAAGACCACGAAAAUACCAUUUGAUGCUUUGAUAGAUCUUGUAAAAGCAGCAGGUGGUUGUAUUACUAAUAAUCCAGAAACAGCUAAAAUUCUAGUUGGCUCAGGAGGGUUGAAAGAAACUUGGAUUUUAGAUUGCAUUACGUCAGGUGAAUUGCAGUCAUACAAUCAGUAUCGACACUCGUGAACGCUGAUGAAAUCAUGUAACUAAUGACAUUUUUUUACAUUUGGAAAAUAAUGGUUUGUGUCAUAAAUUAAUCAUGUGUAAAUGCCAUUAAAAUGUGAAUGUUAUUGUACAUGUAUAUUACACAUCUAUUUCUCAUUAUGCAGAUACAAUUUAAUUGUAUCUGUGCCAAAUAAAAGUCUGUAUUUAUAAAUGAC